UCCUCUGGCUCUCUCCCAGCCUGCUACCGGCUGGUACCAAUCAAGCAGGGGCUUCGCUGCAGCAGGGGAGUGGCUCAGCGAGGCUGGAGAGCAGAAAUACAUCCCACUGCCUUCUAGCCAACGAGAGGCAGAGAAAGAUAAGAGGAGAGGUACUGACAGUCCCAGACAGACAGACAGACUGACAGGCUGCUGCGAGAGUCUUGUGGAAUCGAAGAUGACGUUGCUGUGGUUCCUGGUUGCUUUAGGGGCGCUCUCGUCUUCACUGGGAGACAAGGAAUCCCUCGUGAGAACACGGAGAGGAACACGCAUGUUCAGAGAGCACUGUAAGGACUGGCUGUCCACGGAGGUUCACAGUCAAGGGGAGACGUGGCUGCGCUGGUAUGGCUUGAGAGUGGAAUACUGCCGCUGUGCCAACGGGAACAGCAGGUGCCACGCGGUGCCCGUUGUGGAAUGCAGCAGGAGUCGGUGCUACAACGGGGGCUCCUGCAAGCAGGCGCGCUACUCCCCCGAAUUCAUCUGCAGCUGCCCCAGCGGCUUCGCGGGACCCCAGUGUGAGAUCGACACGGCAGAGAAGUGUGUCACCGGGCGCGGGGGCGGGUACCGCGGAACCUGGGGGCAGAGCCGGUCCUCCAUCGACUGCCUGAACUGGAACUCCAGUGUCCUCAUCGACAAGAAGUACAACGCGAGGAGAAACGACGCCCUGCAGCUGGGCCUGGGGAACCACAACUACUGCAGGAAUCCUGAUAAUGACACUGCGCCCUGGUGCCAUGUGUACAAAAACAAGCAGCUGGUGUGGGAGUUCUGCAGUGUGCCCAGCUGUCCUCGGGGUAACUUGGCGGAGUGCUACUCUGGCACUGGCUCCUCGUACCGUGGCUCACAGAGCAGCAGUCGCACGGGCGCCCGGUGCCUGAGCUGGGACUCGCCCGCCCUCGCCAAGAAAGCCUACAACGCCUGGAGAGCCGACGCCAGGCAGCUCGGGCUGGGCAGCCACAACCACUGCAGGAACCCAGACAACAACGUCAAGCCCUGGUGCCACGUGUACAGAGGCAGAGCCCUCACCUGGGAGCACUGCGACCUGCCCAAGUGCGUGGGUUACCCAGGCAGCAGCUCCACAGUGGGGUCCCCAGGAUUGCUGAGUGGAAACGGCAAUGCAGUCGAGAGCUGUGGGGAGCGGCUGGCCCCUGUCUCUCAGUACCGGAUUAAGGGGGGUCAGGUCUCCAGCAUCACCUCUCACCCCUGGCAGGCUGCUCUCUUCGUGUACAACCGCCACGCCCGUGCCGACUCCUACUUCUGCGGGGGUGUUCUGAUUGGCUCCUGCUGGCUGCUGUCUGCCGCCCACUGCUUCGAGGAACGGUUCCGUCCUGAUCUGCUCAAGGUAGUGAUGGGACGCACCUACCGGCUUCAGAACUCUACCAACGAGCAGAUCUUCAGAGUGGAGAAAUACUUCAUCCACGAGCAGUACGACAGCGAGACCUUUGACAACGAUAUAGUUUUGUUGAAGCUGAUGAGUGACUCGGGGGCGUGUGCGCUGGAGACCUCCUUCGUCCGGCCGGUCUGCCUCCCCGACCCCGGCCUCUCUCUCCCGGACUGGUCUGAGUGUGAGAUCUCUGGCUAUGGCAAGGAGGAGGAGUUCUCUGCUUUCUACUCUGAGCGGCUGAAGGAGGGUCAUGUCCGGCUCUGGCCAUCCCGAGACUGCACCUCGGACCGUCUCUCCGAUCGGCUCAUCACGGAGAACAUGCUCUGCGCCGGAGACACGCGUGGGCUGGACGACGCCUGCAAGGGCGAUUCUGGGGGUCCCCUGGUUUGCUCCAGCGGGGGGCGGAUGAACCUCAUCGGCAUCAUCAGUUGGGGGGACGGCUGCGGGAAGAAGGACACCCCAGGGGUUUACACCAGAGUGAGCAAAUACCUGGGCUGGAUCAACGGCAAGAUCAGCCAGGCGACACGGUAGAGAGGAGCCAGCCAGCCAGCCAGCAAACACACACACACGCAGCCUGGACCGUCUGGCUAAAACCACUUCCCCUUUAACAUCACAAUGGCAGACACCUGGCCUGGACUCGCUAGCCCUCCCUGUGGGAUCUGUGAGGGAAGCAGUUCUGCACCGUGUGGAUCACUGUUACCAGGACCUUCUGAGUGUCAGCAGAUCAAACUAAAGAGACAAAGCCAUUCCCAGCACCGCAUAUAUAUGUGUGUGUCUGCAUCCAUGCUACUUUUUAAACGUUUCUAUUCUCUGUGAAGCAGUUUUAACGUUCAGAACCUGAUUGAGUCGCGUGUGCAGGGCACUGCUAGUUUGCACAGUAACCCAGUCUUUUGUGUGUGUGUGUUGGAUUGUGAAUGAAGCAGUCAGUCCAGGUCUCAGCUCACAACUAUAUCCGCUCCCCACUUGUUUCCAUGCAGACGGUUUAAAGCAGGUCUAAACCACUCUCGCCACCCAGAAAGACUGCAUUUCAACAGAGACUCUCCUGUAUGCUGCAGAAGAGACUGCUCCAUCCCCAACAGUACUGUUUUUAAACUCCUCCGUUGUGUUUCAGUGCAGAGUGCUGAAGGCUGUUGCACAGUCCAGUAAGACUCGACACACCGAGAGACUUUUUAAAAAGUUUUAUGAUUGUUAUUAUUAUUUAUUUUUAUUGUGUGUUUUUGUGCAUAUAAUAAUUGU
Messenger RNA from Polyodon spathula (Mississippi paddlefish), 2653 nucleotides. RefSeq names its product tissue-type plasminogen activator-like. The record is from RefSeq and is a predicted model, not a curated record. Gene Ontology annotation, biological process: smooth muscle cell migration; plasminogen activation. Lineage: Eukaryota; Metazoa; Chordata; Actinopteri; Acipenseriformes; Polyodontidae. The coding region runs from base 215 to 1948 and encodes 577 amino acids. The transcript has 15 exons. Gene Ontology annotation, molecular function: serine-type endopeptidase activity.